GUACUCCGUAUCGCAAUUCCUCCGCAAAAUGUUCCAGGCCUCAUUUGCUCUUCGAUCGAUAUAUUUAACAGGUUAAAGCAAGCUUAUCAAGCAUGUUUUAGGAAAAGUGACUAUCUAACUACCACAUAUACAAUCUUACUAUCACAGGACUGUAUAGCUUGUAGUUUCUCGCCCAUCAAUGUUUGCAUUUCGUCGCCUUAUCUCCGCUAGCGGAAGCCGUUUACUUUCUUCUGUUCCCUCGCCCGUUUGUGUGUACCCGCUUGUUGAAAGACAAAUGAAGAUAGCUAUCAUCGGCCAGUCUGUAUUCGGGGUGGAUGUGUACAAUCUGCUCAGAACGCAGGGACACGAUGUGGUCGGAGUUUUCACAAUCCCUGAUGCCAACGGUAAAUCAGACCCUCUAGCUGCAGCUGCUGAGGCAGAUAAUGUCCCAGUGUUCAAGUUUCCUAGAUGGAGGAAAAAGGUCGAUGGAAAAUUCCAGGUAUUACCUGAAGUGUUUGAGAAAUACAACUCUCUGGGAGCCGAGCUGAAUGUCAUGCCCUUCUGUUCGCAGUUUAUACCCAUGGAGGUGAUAGACAAGCCUCAGCACGGUUCUAUUGUGUAUCAUCCUUCUAUCUUACCAGCUCAUAGAGGUGCUUCAGCCAUCAACUGGUCGCUGAUGAGCGGUGAUAGGACAGGAGGUUUCACUAUUUUCUACGCGGAUGAAGGAUUAGAUACCGGACCCAUACUCCUACAAAAGGAAACUACUAUUGAUCUAAAUGACACUGUUGAUACCUUCUACAACAGAUUUCUCUAUCCUGAAGGAGUAAAAUCGAUGGGGGAAGCUGUGCGUCUGAUAGCAAACAAAAAAGCACCCAAGAUCACCCAGACUGAGUGGGGUGCCACCUACGAUCCCAUCUGGAGAAAGAAGUCUCUAGCCGAGGUAGACUUCGGCAUGGACGCGCUAUCUCUCCACAACUUUAUCCGAGGAAACGACAAGAUUCCCGGAGCCUGGGCUGAAGUGGACGGUCAGAAGAUUAAUCUGUACGGCUGCAAGUUUAUAGAUUGUAACAAACCUGUCGUGGGUACUGAGUUCCCUGUUAAAGGAUGUGAGAAGAACGCUGUUGUUAACAGGUACGGACUAUGGUUGUUUGGUAGUGACGGCAGGAAGGUAGUAGUGAGUCAGGUACAGCUGGAGGAUGGUAGAACAGUGAACGCCAGCAAGUUCGGCAGUGCCGAGCUGGAUAACGUGGUGGUCUUAGAGUUGAGUCCUGAGGAAGAGGCCAUGAAGGCGGCUAUAGCUGAUGUGUGGGCUAGUAUUCUUAACACUGUGGUUGAGGAUGAGGUCGACUUCUUCAAAGCUGGAGCUGGAAGUAUGGACGUAGUGAGACUUAUUGAAGAGAUUAAAGAGAAAUGUGACGGACUAGCUAUUGAGAACGAUGAUGUCUACAUGAACACCAAGUUCUCUGAUUUCGUGCAGAUGCUGGUGCUCAAGUCACGUGGGGGAGGUGGAGCUGCAGAGAUAGACGUACCUGCUGUGGAGCUAAGGAUCAACAACAUGGACCUCAAGAUACCUUACAAACUCUUCAUUAACGGACAGUUCGUGGAUGCACUGGAGGGGAGAACGUUUACAACUAUCAACCCAACUGAUGAAUCUGUUAUUUGUAGUGUUCACGAGGCACUGAAAGAGGAUGUAGAUCUCGCUGUGGAAGGAGCAAAGUAUCAGUUUUACGAAGGAGAAUGGGGAAAGAUGAACGCUAGAGACCGUGGAGCCCUACUCUACAAACUAGCUGACCUGAUGGAGGCACACGCUGAGGAGCUGGCUACUCUGGAGACUAUCGACAGUGGGGCUGUCUACACCCUGGCGCUAAAAACCCACAUCGGCAUGUCCAUCGCUACCUUCCGGUACUACGCCGGGUGGUGUGAUAAGAUCCUCGGGGACACAGUUCCAAUAAACCACGCUACUCCCAACAGGAACCUGUGUAUCACCAAGAAGGAACCCAUUGGACCUGUUGGACUGAUCGUACCCUGGAACUACCCUCUGAUGAUGUUAGCCUGGAAGAUGGGAGCUGCACUGGCUGCCGGUAACACUGUUGUUAUUAAGCCUGCUAACGUGACCCCGCUAACCGCUCUAAAGUGGGCGGAGUUGACCGCUAAAGCUGGCUUCCCUCCUGGCACCGUGUCUGUGUUGCCCGGAUCUGGGUCCAGGUGUGGACAAGCCAUCCUGGACCAUCCUGAUAUCAGGAAGGUUGGGUUCACUGGAUCUACUGGUAUCGGAGUAACAGUCAUGGAGUCCUGUGCUAAGAGCAACCUUAAGAAGUGCUCACUCGAACUUGGCGGUAAAUCACCUCUGAUAAUCUUCGCUGAUUGUGACAUGUCCUCAGCCGUGAGAAACGGUAUGGGAUCGGUUUUCUUCAACAAAGGAGAGAACUGUAUUGCUGCAGGUCGACUGUUUGUGGAGAAGAGCAUACAUGACGAGUUUGUAGCUCGAGCUAUUGAGGAGUGUAAGAAGAUGAAGAUAGGAGACCCUCUGGACCGGUCCACAGCGCACGGGCCCCAGAACCACCGCAAACAUUUCCAGUCCCUGCUGGACUUCGUGGACCGUUCUGUUGAGGAGGGUGCUACUCUAGCAUAUGGUGGAAAGCAGGUGGACAGACCUGGUCUGUUUAUGGAGCCUACCGUUCUUACUGAUGUUACUGAUGAUAACUUUGCUGCCCACGAGGAGUCAUUCGGUCCGAUCAUGAUAAUCUCACCAUUUGAAGAUGGUGAUAUGGAGGGAGUCCUGCGUAGAGCUAAUGCCACUGAGUUCGGGCUUGCUUCCGGAGUCUUCACCAACGACAUCAAGAAAGCACUGAGAGUGAGCGAAGGACUUAAUUGUGGAACGGUGUUCAUCAACACCUACAAUAAGACGGAUGUAGCUGCACCUUUCGGAGGGUUCAAGCAGUCAGGAUUCGGCAAGGAUCUGGGACGAGAUGCAUUGGAUGAGUACAUGAAGACGAAGGUCAUCACUAUGGAGUACUGAUCUUAUUGACUUAAACUUCAUAGUCGUAGUUAUUGAUUAGAUAAACUUAUUAUUCAUUUUGUAUGAUUGUCGACGAACUGUUGUUGUGGGUAACCAUCAAAUUAUUUUUAGUUAUUCAGUGUUUUUAUACGUAGAAAGUAAGCUGAAGCUUCUUCAGUUGAGUGGUUUAAGUGUUAAGGCUAAUUUAUUGCAGAACGAUUUAUAUAUUAUUAAUCUCGUUAUACCACAUUCAAAAA
Messenger RNA from Bolinopsis microptera, 3234 nucleotides. RefSeq names its product cytosolic 10-formyltetrahydrofolate dehydrogenase-like. Gene Ontology annotation, biological process: biosynthetic process; one-carbon metabolic process; 10-formyltetrahydrofolate catabolic process. The record is from RefSeq and is a predicted model, not a curated record. Gene Ontology annotation, cellular component: cytoplasm. Lineage: Eukaryota; Metazoa; Ctenophora; Tentaculata; Lobata; Bolinopsidae. The transcript has 10 exons. The coding region runs from base 179 to 2998 and encodes 939 amino acids. Gene Ontology annotation, molecular function: aldehyde dehydrogenase (NAD+) activity; formyltetrahydrofolate dehydrogenase activity.